This is a messenger RNA of Podarcis lilfordi (Lilford's wall lizard), 22076 nucleotides long. The record is from the annotation of a GenBank genome assembly. Lineage: Eukaryota; Metazoa; Chordata; Lepidosauria; Squamata; Lacertidae.
AUGUCCUUUCCAGGUCUGUGAUAAUGAUGAGCUUUUGAAUUAUUCGUGGAAGCAUUAAGCUUCAUUUCCAACUAUAUUUUGAGAACCAGCUUGGUUUAUAGACAUACCUUCCACUUGAACAGGCUUUGCUGUUCUUCAGCUUACGUUACAUGCCACCCAAUCGUGUGGAAACUAGAAAUUUCCCAAAACAAAUAAAACCUGGUUUGGUUCAUGAGAACCCUGACAAAUUGAGUUUGUAAGAUGAUAGAUCAAGUGCCUUGGAGAGAGGUCUUCCUUCAGUUUAGCACUUUGCUAACUAAAUUUGCACAGCUGGCUGCAAAAUCCUUCUUUGAACUCUGCAGUCCUGUGCAUGAUCAACCAGAAGCAGGUUCUCUUGUGUUCAGCAUGGGCAACGGGACGGCUGACUCCAAGUAAGUGCACAGAGGAGGGAUGAGGGACCUGUGACUUCCAGGUAUUGUUGGACUCCAACUCCUGUCACCCUCAGAUAGCAUGGCCAAGUGGCCAGGGAUAACUGACACUGUAGUCCAGCAACAUCUAGAGGGCCACAGGUUCCCCAUCGUUUGUGUUUACAAUUGCAGCCUAACUGGAGGCUAAGGAAGUUCUGAGUAACCAUGUAGAAUAUUGUACUCUAAAUGUAAUCUUAACUUAAUUUUAAAGUUCUUGUACAACUUAUGGCAGCCGAUAGGUUUUUAAGCUUUGUACGGUUCCUUUUUACUAAUAAGCAAAAGCAGCUGUAUCCGCAAUCCUCGUAGAUUUCUGCAGGACUUAAAAAGCAUGUGUAUAUAAAUGCAUAACUUGGGAAAUAAACACACAAUGUUAUCCAUAAUCUACACGAAUCCCUUAUUUUCUUGAGAAAUACAGCUGUAUGGUCCUCAAGCCAGCUUCUGUCUAAUUUGAAAACUUAAGCAGAGGUGUUUACAUUUGAGACAGCCAUUGCACACAUGCAGAUGACAGCUCAUUGUAUAGGAGGUUGGUUGGGAAAAACAAAAUUAGGUAAUGUGCAUUGAAUGGAUACAUACCUGCCCCUUCUCAGAUGUGUACGGUAAUGUUAAAAGUGACUUGAGGGAUGGGGGCAGGGGCUACCUGAUGUUUGAAGGUGCUAAUGUGCAGAUAGCCUAGAUUUCAAAUCUCAUGUUGUUGAACUAUUUUAUCAGUCAAGAGAAAUGCAAUUUCUAGGAAGAAGACAUGAAGGCAACAGAACCAGUGAGGGGAGGAGUGAAAGAAACUGGCUGUUGUGGGUGGGGAGUUGAGUGUAAAAGAAUGGGAGAAGAUAUUAUAGGAGAUGGAUAAAAAUAUUCUGUUAUUCUAAAUCUGAAUUACUCUGAAUCCAUCACAACGAAGUAAUGGAGGAUCCUUUCUUCUCCAAUCUGGAAUAGAUAUUGGGUUGCUAGGCAACAUUUUCCACGUACCUUGCUCCUGAGCUAAAAUAAUAAUUAAAAAAUACCUUCACCUGGGUCAUGUUAUUCUGGUGAUGUGAUAAGAAAUGAAGCUAGAGAAAUCAUUCUCAAAGCAACACUCUCUGUAUUUUAACACAUCCUGCUGGGUCUCUUCUGAUCUAUUUAUAGAUCAUACUUUUUUAUUACUGCCUAGUAAUCUGGCAAAAACUUUGAGCGAAUGUGAAAAUCACAUUUUCAAGAGAGCAAGUAGGUGCUAACAGCAGUGGCGAGAGAGUAACAUGAAACUCAAUGCCGUUUCAUCUGACCUUUGAUUUGUUGCAAGUGAUAAUCCAACCACACUGUUCUUGUUGGAUAUUACUUUUUUUAUUAUCAAUAUUAUUUCUUUAUGCCCCACCUUUAUUCCAGUGUAAGGCCCAAGGCAGCUCACAACAUGAAUUAUAAAGAGAAACAGCUUAAAAACACACCGAUCCAUUAUAAGUAUUAAGAAACAUACAAAUUACCAUAUUAAAAAAAGCACUGAAUCAAGUGGUCGGGGGUCACAGAUUGAAGACCUGUUACUAUUUUUGCAGAAAGGUCCCUGACCCCAGUGUCCUAGAGACACCCACAUGAAGACGGAGCUUUAUUUUUAAUACUUUUUUUAUUAGAAAUAACAUGAAAUAACAUGAAACAAUAAAAACAACAAAUAAUGGGUAUUGGUCACCAGAUACAAAGCAAAAAACAGUCACGAUGCGUCAGAAAGUAAUAGCAGCAUGUUAAGUUAAAUAAAGAAGCGAAUUACAAGAAAUAAAAAUAAACCAGUCAGUAUCAAAAGUAUCAUUUUUUGUUUCUUCACAAAUCGCUCUACAGCAUUGCAUAAGUUUAUCAGUCAAAGCCUACAACCACAUCCUGUCAUAUCACUUGGGGACAGUACAUCUGUCUGCAUCUUUCCAAUGUAACCGCAGCUUCAUGCAUGCUACCACAAGGAGGUGGUAUACCAUAUUCCUACAAGGAAAAAAGCAGAGACAUUACCUUGUCGACAAAGAUCCGUAUUGUUAAAGCUAUGGUUUUCCCAGUAGUGAUGUAUGGAAGUGAGAGCUGGACCAUAAAGAAGGCUGAUCGCCGAAGAAUUGAUGCUUUUGAAUUAUGGUGCUGGAGGAGACUCUUGAGAGUCCCAUGGACUGCAAGAAGAUCAAACCUAUCCAUUCUGAAGGAAAUCAGCCCUGAGUACUCACUGGAAGGACAGAUCCUGAAGCUGAGGCUUCAGUACUUUGGCCACCUCAUGAGAAGAGAAGACUCCCUAGAAAAGACCCUGAUGUUGGGAAAGAUUGAGGGCACAAGGAGAAGGGGACGACAAAGGAUGAGAUGGUUGGACGGUGCUCUCGAAGCUACCAACAUGAGUUUGACCAAACUGCAGGAGGCAGUGGAAGACAAGAGUGCCUGGCAUGCUCUGGUCCAUGGGGUCACGAAGAGUCGGACACAACUAAUUGUCUAAGCAACAAUUUCCUUGUUGUGCCUUCUAAAUCCAGAUUCAAUUUCAAUAUCCCUGUGAAGGAGGCAGUAAGAAUUGCAAAAAACUUCCUGCCAAAGUUUCUGUGCUUUUGAAAAGAGAGGGUUUUUUAGCCACAGAGAAGCAUUCUCAAGCUUUCUGCUGAUUGGAGCCAAUCAGAAUAAAAGGAGGUGAGUCAGCGGCUGAAGAUAUGCACCAUUUGAAACUUGAGUUAUGCCCAACCUUUGGGAAUGUAAUGAAUGAGAAAUGAACAUCUUCCAUGCAGCUGAACAGGGAAGGCUCCCACCUCUCCACCCAGCCUGUAAUAUGCCCCUCUUACCCCUGCAUAUCAUUUAGGCUUGAAAAGAACCUUCUGUCGAAAUCCUUCAAUUAAAAUCCCAGUUCCAGUGUAGCAGAGUAUUAUGUAAAUGGGGUCUGCUGUUCCAGCCAGCUACAUGGAAACAACACCCUUUUGCAAAGGAAAAGUGGUGCAUUUGAGAGCCAUCUCUUUUUUCUGGGAGCCUGCAGUUCAAAAACAGCCUCCAGCAACUAGCUUAACGGUGCACAAGUGACUUCUUGCCCAGCCCUUCGGCAGAACCGAUGUCUAUACAGCGGUACCUCGGGUUAUGUACUUAAUUCGUUCUGGAGGUCCGUUCUUAACCUGAAACUGUUCUUAACCUGAAGCACCACUUUAGCUAAUGGGGCCUCCUGCUGCCGCCGAGCUGCCGGAGCACGAUUUCUGUUCUUAUCCUGAAGCAAAGUUCUUAACCUGAAGCACUAUUUCUGGGUUAGCGGAGUCUGUAACCUGAAGUGUAUGUAACCUGAAGUGUAUGUAACCCGAGGUACCACUGUAAUAGUGCAGUUAGUUCUCUCUCUUUUCUUGGCCUAUUGCAGCCACCUCUCCUUCCAGCAAUUUCUGCAGGCAAAAAAUUCAUUCUGUAAUCCUGGGGCAGAUUUAGGGGAGGGUUCAGUCACACUGGGCGCAAAGCCUUGGGGUGCAGCAACUAUUACUUUGAAUGCAGCAAGAGAGGUGGGGUGAGGUGGUGGGGAGCCCCAAAUUUUGGCGUCGCACAAGGCACCCCUGAAACUUGAGACCCGAAGGUCUGCCCCUGCUGCAAAUCUCCUUUCGGUUUUAAGAGCAGGCCUCUGUUGUCUUGUACUCCAGUUCCCAGGAUUCUUGCAGCCUUGCCAGCGUUAGUUUUGCCCUUCUCCUAUCCUGGUGAUAAAAAACAACAACUUGAAGGAAACUCCUAUCACAUGACUAGACUUCUGGAAGGUUCAGUUCAACACAGCCACUUUAGGAGGCGACAUCUCAGAGCCCAGGGCUGAGACAAGGCCUUGGCUGAGGAGCUAGGCCUAAGCAAGCUGAAGCAAGGUAGGCCGAGAAGCCUGAGGCCUUGCGACAAACAGCAGGCCUGUCGGAAACGGUGGCGGCCUUAAGCCCGCAACUGAUGGCCGUGGCACAGAUAGCGCUGUAAUUAAUCCACGAGCCCCUUACCACAGGCAAUCAUUUUGCAGGUUUGGAGCAGCCAGCAGCCUUCAUGAAUUGUUGUUUGUGCUAUCACAGUAAACAGAAGCCAGAUCUUUAGCAGGGACACUAACUGCAUUGCUGGCACAUAACUAUGAUUUUUUCAGGGGGGAGCUCCUGUUACACUUUUUGUGGAGAGAGAGAAUGGGGAGACUCAAUUUACAGUUGGGGAAAGGGAACUAACCUAACUGUUGGCGGGGAGGGACAUCCUUCCCCCCAUUCUUUUUCAAGGCAAAAAAAUCAUCACGGCUGUGUAAAUUUUUGUGGGCUCCCCUUGAUGAUGCUUUGAAAUGAAUCAUAUACAGAGGUUAAUGAGAUGGAGAGCAUGUUCACAGGCUUGUUACUGUCGUGGGCUACUUAAAAUAAAAUAAAAUUGGGAGUAGGUGAACGCUUCAAUUUCAUGUUGUAUUUAGUUGCAAAGAGGUGGGUUCUGGCUGAAGAGGAAACGCCAGCUUGCUUUACUUGUGUUUGGAUGCCACGCUAAUAAAAACAAAAAACAGGGUUUUGCUUGAUGAGAACAAGAGACAGUGGGCCUCGAGUUUGCGAACUUUCCCUCCCUUCUUGGAUGCAGCUGCGAGGAGGAAUUUGUAAACAUCCGGCUUUGCUUAGCCAGAUGAUGUUAUAUCAUAGGGACCAACAAAUGGGAUAAGUGUGGUUUGUUUGAAAAAUGCCCACUGCACAUGGCAAGUGUCAUUUUCUCCUCACUUAACAGCUCCUUCUUGCAUGCAUGCAUGCUCCCCAACCACAGUGCUUCUUUCAGCAUAACAUGUUGCAUAUGUAUCACCUAAAAACAGCAUAUGGGCAGUGCUGGAUUUACGUUUAAGCUAAACAAGCUAUAGCUUAGGGCCCCACUCUCUUGGAGGCCCCCCAAAAAAUUAAAGAGAAAAAAACCUGGAUGUACAUUUCCAAAAUAUAAGAUAAGUUCAACAAUUACUUUGAUAAAAUACAUAUUUUGUUAUGUGCAAAUGGCUUUAGAUACCUAUUAGGUCCAUAAAUUACCAUAUAACAUAUAUUCAACACAAAAAACAGUGACAAUUUCUUGUUGACAAAGGACAGCUGGACAUAUAAAGGGCCCCAUUACCUUCAGUAGCUUAGAGCCUCAUCAAACCUAAAUCCGGUCCUGCGUAUGGGUAGCACCCAACAAAUGCAUCCUAUCAGCAAAAGCAUUUAUGCUUCCACAAUGAACUUUCCUUCCUCUUUUCUCCCUGCGCUUGCCCUUCAUCUGCUCCGAAGGGUUGGGGGAACUUUUAGAAUACAUUUAGCGGAUGCAUGCAUGGGAGAUUUCUGCAGAACUCUCUUAGUGUUGAUGGGACAUGUUAGUUGGAUACCACAUGCCUCAAUGUGUUUGUUUUUAACUCAUAUACAAAAUAGGUCUGAUUAAUCAAAUAAAUUUCAUAUGAUUAUUCAAUUAUGAUUUUAUUUAAUCUAGUCCUACCACAUUUUCCUUACCCAGGUUUUUAAUUAUUUUUUAAAAAAAAUAUUUAUUCAAACUUUAGUCCUACCUUUCCCCCCUCACCCCAUUUGUUCUUUAUUUUAGAAAAUCAUUUGGUCUACUUUCCCCCCCAGAAGUAUAAGUCUGAGACGAGAAUGAGAGCAUCCUAUCCACCAGUCAAUAAAGAAGAAACAAGGAGUGUGAGUAAAGUAAUCGAUGAGUAUUCUCUUUGUAUUGCUAUAGUACUACAGAAAUAACGAAGAGUCUUGCGGGAAUUCUGAAGACUUAUAAAUUCAUUAAGGCAUGAGCUUUCAGAGACUACAGUCCACAAUGGCUUAUGCCAUAGUAAAUUUGUAAGGAGCCACAAGAUGCUUCCCCCCUGCCCUGCUGCAACUGUCCAACAUGGUUAAAUGUUGUUACCUUUUUAGAUAAUGUAUAAUAAAUGUUUUUAAACCUUCUCAAUAUAAAAAAGAAUGAUAGAACAUAAUUUGGCAUGCACUGUUUGAAUUACAAUUAUGGUCAGCAAAGUAGAAAUUCAAAUAAAAUGUGAAUUCACCCAAAAUAAAAUUGCAAUUUGGUUUUGUUUGUAGAAUUCUAACUAUACUGUGUAACAAAAAAAAAAUAUCUAUCAAAGGCUUUUUUCUUGCAGUGCUUUUUAGCAGUUGUACAAUUUGUUGAGCAGAACAAAGUUUAAAAAUUGCCAUUGAUUACUGUACCCUUCUUCUAGAUCAGGGUUUCACAAACUUGAGUCUCCAGCUGGUUUUCGACCACAACUCUCAUCAUCCUUAGCUAGCACGACCAGUGGUCAGGGAUGAUGGGUGUUAACUUAUUUAGACUUUGCAACAACUUGCUGCCAACAUAGUAGUAAUAGUGUUGCAGCCUUGUAUUCCAAUUUAUAUUAUUAUUUCCACAGCAGAGUUCCCGACCCUUAUCCUUGUCUGGUCAUGUUGGCUUUGAUAGUUUACCAGAUCAGUUGGUUAAUAAAUAUAUCCAACAGGGGUUCUGCUUCAACAUUCUCUGCAUUGGUAAGUAAAAUAGCUGCUAGCAGUGAGUUGUUUUAUUUUAAAACUCAUUACUAUUGAAAAAUCUGAAGGAGAGGAAAGUGACAAAGGUGUUGCCCUUUUCCAUUGGUAUUGUACUACUUCAGAUAAACAGAAUUACUUAAGUGGGGUUAAGUUUUCCCAAGCCCCAAAAAGUUUGCAGCAAAAAUAGCAUUAGAAUAAAUAUUAUAUGCAUCCUUUGAGGAAAUCCCAUGGCAUAAUGAUCAGAUACUGCUAUCAAGGAAUAAAAAAGAGACAAUGGUCUCUCUGAACUAAUUCCUUAGUUACAGUAAAUGCCAUUUUGCAUUCCACCCCCCACCCCCUGGGGAAUGUGAAAAAAAUCAAUUACCCUCAUUGUGUUAUGGUGAAAUUUGUGUGGCGUAUAUGUACAUUUUUUAUCUGUCUUUAAUUGUAGGGGAGACUGGAAUUGGGAAAUCAACUUUGAUUCAUAGUUUGUUUAAUAACAGUUUUGAUUACCGUGUGUCAACACACUUUCAGCCAAAUGUACGACUUAAAGCUGAGACGUAUGAGCUCCGGGAAAGCAAUGUUCGAUUGAAAUUGACCAUAAUAGAGACAGUUGGAUUUGGUGAUCAGAUAAACAAAGAAGAUAGGUUAGUAUCUCCUCACUUGAAUUCAUAUUAAUUUGCCAAGUGACAUGCCAUCUAAGAUCUGACAUUUGUGUCAUGUAGUGGUAUUGAUAGGCGUAUUGAUUUCAUUUUAUUUAAAUUUAUUGACAUAGUUAACACACCUGCCCAUAACCAGAGUUAUUUAGAGAAAUGAGGUAAACAUUUCCAGAUUUAUGACUUAUCAGCAAGACUUUCACUUUAUGUGUGCUGAUCUGGAAAACAAUUUCAGUUAUCACUAAAUUGACAGAAAAUUUUAGAAAAGCACUAAUGCCUACUUCAUUCUUACCCAAAGGCUUAUGUGUGCCCACUGCAACUUUGACUUUCUCCCCGACUGAGCAGCUGGAAGAAGUCUGCUGCCUGUCACAUAGGAACAGCUGUUUGAAGAAAAACAAAGUGCCUUUAGGCUAGAUGAACAGUUAUUUGGAUUUGGGCCAUUUUCUUAGGAUGAAUUGGUGCGAUCCAGUGAUUCUGUUUAUUUUAUUUUAAUUUUGUCGGUUGUAUUUUGUUACUUUUAUUUGCUUUAAAUUGUAUUUUUAUGUCUUGUGAAUUUUAUUCACGCUUUUGUGCAUUGCCCUGGAAUCUUUUGAGGGAGGGUCGUGAAGAAAUACCUUAAAUAAAUAAAUAAAGUUAAUGGAAUGAAGGUCCUGUGAUGUGUGGAACUGAAGCGCCAUUGAAACAGUUAUGGCCAAGGGCACUUGAAAGCAAUUGGUUUGUGCUGGAUUGUCAGCCAUUCACAAAUCUGCUCACCAUUUCCCAUCUGGUGAAGCCCUUUCCCCUCUGGCCAGCGUGACAAGCCGCCCCCACCAACUCAAGCUAUGUGCUCUCAUUUAACCUGUUCCCAGCACCAUCUUUCCCCCCUUCCCAGCACUUCUUUGUGCUAAGAACUGGUUGUGUGUGAACUAACUACAUUCUUCCAGUGCAACCCCUUCUCUUCCACCCUGAGCUGAAUAUAAUGGGGUUGUGUGGCGCUGCAUAUUGGGCAACAAUGGCAGCUUCCCUACCCAUCGUUGUCUAGUGCUGAAUGUCCAUUUCCACAGGUCAGGAAAGCUGGAACUUGGAGCUAGGCUGAGUUCUGGGGCUUCAGCAGUGAAGAAGCUCAGACAAGCAACCUACCCUGAUGCUGAAGUCUCAAGCUGUUUCUGACUCUCAGACUAUGAUCCAAGCAGCUGUUUCUGUGUUCUUCCCACUCCUCCCAAGUAGCCCUCGUGCAGCUAGCUGAGUACUUAGACAACGGCUCUGAUGUUCUUCCCUGGCUUACUGUCUCCUCUGUUCUUGUGGCCCUGGGGGAGAUGAGGGGAGGUGUGAGAGCUGGGCAGCUGGGGUCAGGACAGUAAUGGACAGGCUCUGGGUCUGCCUCCUGGUGACCCAGCAACCAGUGAGAGCUGGUGAAACCGGCAGCCAAUCAGGAAUAUGUGUGUGUGUGUGUGUGUGUGUAAUUCAAGUGAGAUGCUGACAGUUUAAGAGUCAUAUAAGGACUUUUCUGUCUAGGUGGGCAGAUAGCGUCUCUGACUAUCUGAGCGGGCUCAGAUAGUGAUUAUCUGUCAGCAGGGACAGUCUGAAUUUGUUUUCAGAGAUUGGGAUUUUACUCUCAGUGGGAGAGGGACUAACUAUCAGUGUGGGCCUGGUAUCUGUGCUUGACCAAUGGGAGAGCUAGACAGCUUUGACAAUGAUGCUUGCUAAAAGCAAUUCAAAGGUAUAUAAGCCACUCAAAGUUGGCCCAUUUGUCUUCCCUUCAGAACUAGUUAGAAAACAUACUUUGCUGCAUUGCAAUUGAUAUUGACUACCUUUACCCUUUUCUUUUCUGUAUUAGGAACUUUAUAAUAAAUUAUUCCUUAUAAACUAUUUCUGGUGUUUUCUGAUAAAUUGUCCAACUGACUGGCAAAAACCUUACAAAACUAGAAUCUGCUUGAUCGUUGAAAGAGUUGCAAUCAGAUAUCCCAAUUUGCUUAAUGUCAUAUCUCCAGAGAGGUGACCCUAAAUUAAAAUCCUUUAAGACUCCCUGUCUGAAACUUGGGAGAGCCACUGCCAGCCAGUGCAGGCAGUAGUGAGCUAGAUGGACCCAUGGGUCUUACUCAGUAUGUGAGGCAACUUCCUAUGCUCCAGGUCAGGGUAAAGCUUGAACCCUAACACUGAGAAACUGGAGAGAGAGGAGGUAGAGGCAACUGCUUGUUUCUCACUUUAAGCAAUGAGAAGAGAAGAAUGGGCUGUUACAGCAGUCACAGAGCUGGGAGGACAGAUUGGGGGGGGGAGGCAACGAGGAAGCAGCAUGGAGUCCCCUCUAAGCUCAGGAAGAAGUUAGGGGGUCAUUUAUGUAAUGCUGUGUUUUAAAGGUGCUUUGCAAAACACCGAACUGUAUGGAAGAUCACUUGCCCUUUUGAUCUUCUUCCUCUUCUUCACACCUGUCUGUGCUAGGCAGUGCUCAGUGCAUGCUGCCCACCACACAACAUAUCCCACUCCUCCAGUUAGUAUGGGCUGGAAAGGACGGGGAUGCUUUGGUGAGUGAGCACUGCCUAGUGCGGGGAGGUACUAAGAAGGUGGUGUUGGUAGUUUAGAUUCACAAGCAUCCUGGAGAGAAGCUUGGAAGAGCUGUGCAACAUCACCCUUCUCAGCUUGGGGCUUGGCAGCGAGAUAAUGGGACAACUGCUGAUGGGGCUGAGCUUCAGAGGUGAUUGCCUCCAAGUUUUGUGUGAGGUCAGUAAAACACCCAGUUAUUUUUCGGCAGGGUUGAGGCAACUCCCGAUUUGGUUACCAAGGCCAGCCAAAAUGUAUGGACUUCUGUGGAUGUGCCCUUGUUUUGGUUUAGGAUGAUAAUAUUCAGGUCAAGAGGCUUUGUCUUUUUAUAAGCAUAUACUUUAGAGAAUAAUUUCCUAAGAAUUUCGCUGAAUUUAUACUAAUGUCACUGCUGUUUUACUGUCCCUUGGCAAUUUGUGUUUAUCAGUGUAUUAGAGUUAAACUCAACCUUUGUCCUCUUACAUCAAAUAUUUUCCCCCUUCUCUGCAGCUAUCAGCCAAUAGUGGAUUAUGUAGAUGCACAGUUUGAAGCCUACCUCCAGGAAGAGCUGAAAAUUAAUCGUUCCUUGUAUAAUUACCGUGAUACUCGUAUCCAUGUGUGCCUCUACUUUAUUUCACCCACAGGGCAUUCCCUGAAAACUCUUGAUUUAGUAACCAUGAAAAAUCUUUCUAGGAAGGUAAGAUAUUAAAACCAGAAUUCAUUCAACUUCAGUAUUUUAUGUCGUGGUUUGAUAAGGCUCUAACUUGUGCAAAAUAUUCCCUGCUAAUUAAAAUAAAUGCUCACCAUGCUUUUAAGAUCUUACAACGUUGAGUAAAACAAGCGCUACUCAGAAGGUGAGAAAAAUCAUUUUAAAUUUAAGUACAGAGUCUUUUGCAGAUACUUAAAUACUAAAUCACAGUGGUUCAGCCGACUAUUUAAAUUUUUUACUUUUAUAAAGCGGCAACGUCAGUAAGUAAGUUAAAACUCUAGUACAGUUAUAUAGGCAGAAUUACCUUCUUAUUCAUUUGCCAGUCGUCACUUUAGUCUUGUCUGGUACCUAUCUUCCAAUAUGGCCUAGUUCUAGCUGAUGAUGUAAACCAGAGGUGGGGCCCUCCAGCCAGAAGACCACAUUCCCUUGUCAAUAGUUUUCCAGGAGCCACAUGGCAAGAGUAAAGGAUGUGACUUUUAGAAGGCUGUUUUCCAACCACAUAAAUUUAAAGGUCUCUACAUAUCUCUCUAUCCAGGCAAGCAAGAGGCAUAACCAGUCUCCAGAUACAACUUCCGUAAAGGGUAUGAUGCCAGAAGGGGCUGAGGCUAUGAACCUAUGCCUAAGCUGUACCUUUCUUUGAGGUGUACCUCAAAUUAUUUUCAGGAUUUUAAGGCAACCUGGGUUUAGGUAAAGGUAAAGGGACCCCUGACCAUUAGGUCCAGUCGUGGCCGACUCUGGGGUUGUGGCGCUCAUCUCGCUUUAUUUGCCGAGGGAGCCGGCGUACAGCUUCCGGGUCAUGUGGCCAGCAUGACAAAGCUGCUUCUGGCGAACCAGAGCAGCGCACGGAAACGCUGUUUACCUUCCUGCCAGAGCGGUACCUAUUUAUCUACUUGCACUUUGUGCUUUCGAACUGCUAGGUUGGCAGGAGCAGGGACCAGGCAACGGGAGCUCACCCUGUUGCGGGGAUUUGCACCACCGACCUUCUGAUCGGCAAGCCCUAGGCUCUGUGGUUUAACCCAAAGCACCACCCGCAUCCCUAACCUGGGUUUAAAUGGAGUUUAAAGCAGUAGUUCAUUUUAUAAACAUGUGAUUUGACAAUGUUGGCCCCGAACUAGGUUGCCUUCAGUCUUAAGCUUUCCCCUCCACCACACAAUCACCUCUACCUCAUAAUCCCCCCAACUCUUCCACUUGCAUUUCCAUUUGACUAUAGGUGGAUAAACUUUAAUGCACAGGUGCAGGUCAUUUUUCAGCUGAGGGCCGUUUUCCCUUCUAGGCAGCUUUCUGAGGGCCACUUAGCAAUGGUGGAUGGGGCCAGAGGCAAAAGGGGAUAGAGGAGCAACAGAUUUUAUCUUUGUAAAGUAGGUUAGUUUCCGCACACACUUGCACACUCCUCUGUCCUCCAUCCAGAUAAUAAAGAAGCAUUAUUGAAAGAGGUUCCCCAACCUUACUUUAAGGGCAGAAGAUUGGUUGCCUUAAAAAUCCUAAUCAGGUAUUUUGAAUGUGUGGAAGACUUAAAUCUGACCUUUUUUUUUUUUAGCUUGUAGCUGAGUCAAGGGAAGACAUAUAGAAAUGUGUGUAGAGUACAAAAAUCUUAUACUCCGAGCAGCGAUAUAAACAUUCUCUCCUAUACCUUUAGCCAAAUGGCAGGCAGACAGGAAAGCUAGUUCUCUGCAUGAUUAAUACCAUAUCAAUGGUUUUCACUUGCUUACAUUUGCCAAUAGUUCUUCAGAAGCUCUAAAAUGCUGUCAGCUCACAAGGGAUAUGUUUGGUUUGUAAACGAGGAAGGCAAAAGAAAAGGCACAUCCAGAAACAAGAAACGUAUUUCACAGUAGCUAGCAGUAUGUUUUGUUGAAGUACAAAAAGCCUACAAUUGCUUGCAAGGGAAUCAUUGUGGAAAUCGUUGCCUUUUUGUUAGGUAAUUCAUUAUACAUAAAACAUUAUACAAAAAGCAAUACAUCAAUGCCCUAGGUAAAACAAAAAAAAUUUGUGAUGAUAACUGUUUUUGAUGAUGAUGUUUUAUUCUGGUAAAGUUUUCGCAGUAUUUCUGGUAAAAUGGAAAACUGAGCUAUACGGAUAAGUAGAAACUGCAAGUUGUUUAUUAUUAUUAUUAUUUUAGCAAGUUCAUGGUACUGAAGAGCUGUUUUGCUACUCUGUUUAAAAAGCACCUUGCUUUUUCAGUGACAUGGUAAUUUAUGUUUAAAAAGUUCAGAUUACUUGCAGAUUUGGCUUUUAUAAAUACUAUACUUCUUAUUUCUUUAAUAGGUGAACAUUAUUCCCCUUAUAGCCAAAGCUGAUACAAUUUCUAAAACUGAACUACAGCAGUUUAAGGUCAACAUCAUGAGUGAACUGGUCAGUAGUAGACUCCAGAUAUAUCAGUUUCCAACAGAUGAUGAGAGCAUUGCUAACAUUAAUGCUAACAUGAAUGUAAGUACUUCACUACAAGUAUUAGAAUGUAAGUAUUUUAAUGGGAUUUCACCUUAUUUUUGACAGGUGUGAUGGUCUUUCAUGUAAUUAGGCUACAUGUUGUAUAUAUUGCAUUUUUCAUUUACCGUAUUUUUCGCUCUAUAGGACACACUUUUUCCCCUUCAAAAAUGAAGGGGAAAUGUCUGUGCGUCCUAUGGAGUGAAGACGCCAUAGCCCCGCGACCCUCUCCCGGCUGGAGAGGUGACACGUGGCUAUGGCAGGAGCCUCUUUAGCCGCGCGCCACCUCCUCAGCUGGGAGAGCGUGUGCGGGGCUAAAGAAGCCAUAGCCCCGCGACCCUCUCCCGGCUGGAGAGGUGACGCGCGGCUAUGGCAGGAGCCUCUUUAGCCGCGCGCCACCUCCUCAGCUGGGAGAGCGUGUGCGGGGCUAAAGAAGCCAUAGCCCCGCGACCCUCUCCCAGCUGGAGAAGUGACGUGCGACUAUGGCAGCAGCCUCUCCGCUGCGCCUUUCCGCUGCUCCCUGAACUGCUCUUUGGGGCUGGUGGUGGGCUUCUCCCCGCCAGCCCCAAAGAGCAGGUUGAAAGGAACCUGAAGCCUGGAGAGCAAGAGGGGUCGGUGUGCCUGAACGCACCUUAAACGGCACCUUGUUUGAGAGCGGGAAAACAAGAGGGGGGAAAUUCUCUCUCUCUCUGCGCAGUGCCUCCUGCUGCUUCGCUGAAGGGGCGCUGGGCAGAGAGGGGGAGAAUUUUUUUUUCUUGUUCUCCCCCCUCUAAAACUAUUGUCCGGUGCGUCCUAUGGUGUGAAAAAUACGGUAUUUAUUCUUAGUGUUGACAGCAGUACAAAUUUAUUUACUCUCUGUUUUGCAGGCACACUUGCCAUUUGCAGUAGUGGGGAGUUUGGAAGAUGUAAAAGUUGGAGACAAAACAGUAAAAGCUCGCCAGUAUCCUUGGGGCGUAGUGGAAGGUAAAGAAGAGUUUGAACUCUCACUUUUUCCAGAAUUAGUUUCCUAAGAUAGUCAGCAGUGAUAGUAACUUUGCAUGGUUAAUUGUCUGCUUCUCAACUGAUAAAGUUCACAUUUUGCAGUAUCUUUAUAGAACUGCUUUCUUCUUUUUGAAGCCUCCUGAAUGAGCAUAACAUCUUUUUGUCAGAUUUGUGUACCAGGCAAUAUUCUAGGCUUUGUGAUUUAACUGGUGAUCUGUAGCAGUACCAUGAGCCUACUUUCCCAGGACUGUUCCUUUUUCACAGGCACAUUCCGCAACACUUCAUCAACACAAUAAUAUUGCAUUAGUAAUGGAUUUAGACAGGACAGGACAGUCCAUGUAUCAACCAGUCUACUUUAUUAGUUGCACAGUGAUACUUCCCCAAUAUUAUUGUAUUGUUGCCAUCUGGAGAGGCACUCUUGCACUGUACAGCAACAAAAGUGAAACAGCACACAGAACAUUCGUGAUCUAAAAAGGCACAAGAUUUCAGCAGGAAAUUAUGGGACGCACGCUUACCAGCCACAAAGCAAAAAGGUAGCUUGUCAGCAGUCUGGAUUGCCCACAGCAGCCAGAGCUUGCUAGGAUUAGUUUAAGGAGAGCUGUUGCCUCAGCAUUAUGCUGAAGCCUUCUGAGACGUUAUAAAGGCUGGCCUGAACCCUCUUAUUAGCCCUACCCACUCUGAGUACCUGAUCCUUCUUUUAAAGGACCAUUCUGCAAAUAAUGGCGUUUAUGGUGUGGGAGUGGUGAGGGAUGAAUUGGAGGGUUGUUGUCUGAGCUGGAGAAAUCUAGUGAGGGCAUAUAAUCUGGCCUGGAUGGUGAGGAAUUGGGGAGGGGGGUGAUACCUCUUCUGCCUUCCAGUACCUCCCAUCUGCCUCUGAGUUGGCAGAUGCAUUUGGAAGAGGAAUUUCCUGAUCCCAUCUUUGCAACUGCUACCCAUCAGAAAGCCUCUCCUUGUGGUUCAGGGGACCCUUGCAAAAUGUAUGAGAUGGAUGGGAAAGACUGCCUCUUCUCAAUACCGCCCCCCUGCAACCCCUCCCCUUGCAACCCCAAAGUGAAAGGGCUUUUGGGGGGUGUUUCCUGCAUCCCAUGGUAAAUUCCAAUAGGGUAGAGGUGAUAACUUAUUUCAUUUCAUUAGUGGAGAAUGAGAACCACUGCGAUUUCGUGAAGCUCCGGGAAAUGAUGAUUUGUACAAAUAUGGAAGACUUGAUAGAACAAACUUGUUCUGUUCAUUAUGAACUGUACCGGCAGUAUAAACUGGAAGAGGUGGGCUUCCGAGACACUGAUCAAAUCAGGUAAGAGAGCGAGCCUUUCCUAUGUUUUUAAUAGUUAAACCAGUUCCCAACAUGGCUUUUGUAAUUACUUCUCUGAAGGUAUCUUGAAUCUUAAGUGUGUAAUUAAAACUGUUUGCACACCCCCUAGCCAUUUUAUGGGGGUGCAUGGGGGGAGGAGGGGGAGGAAAAUGUGCUAUUGCACAGACUUCUGCUAGUGGGGCCCCUUUGUUGAAUCUGACCCCAUAGCUUAGCUCCAAGUAGCAUGGCAACAGCACGAUCGGGGGAGGAGCCAAGUGGCUGCAAUUUUCCUUUUGGGUCCCCAUGUGCUUAUUCUUUCUGUCUUAAGUCUAAGCCAUGUUUUGGCUUUGUGUUAUAUGAGUACAAGGCUUCUGAAAGCUUUAUAAGUGUACUCCACAUACAUAGUUGUUUGUAAGUGCUAAAUACAAAUCUUAGGUGGUAUUCAAUUAAGACUUACUCAGAAUAAGACCCAUUAAAAUUAAUGAACAGGACUAACGAUUGAAGUGUACCCUGAGUAAGUCUUAGUUAAAUACCACCCAUCGUUUUUAAAAUUAAGUACCACCCAUCGUUUUUAAAAUUAAGUUAUAUUUCCGUAAGAAAAAAAGCAAAUUCCUUUAACUUUUAGAAACUUGGAAUGGUAUCAGUUUCUUUCUGUGAGCCAGGAUAACAUAAAAUUGGGUUCCUUAGACAGAACUGUGGAAGCACACUACAACUUGAUAAAUCUGUAUCUUUGUUUUGUUUUUAGGAUUCCAGAUUCCAAAAAGACAACUCAUAGAGAAAGGUAUGUUGCCUUAUAGCGUAGAAUGAUGGAAUUAAAGUUUUUUAAAUCCUGUCUCUCUGUGUGUGUGUUUUAGAAAGAGACAGCUUGGUCUUACAGGAACCAAGUGUGACAUGAUCCCGGUACUGAUUUGGAACUAUUAUUGAAUUACCUCAAGUGCAACUCAGAAUGUCUCCAGCUGUGUACGAAUUCUUCAUCUUACAAAUAUGGGUAGGGGACCAUAGACCCCGGAGAGAGGCACUUCCUGUCGGAUUAGACAAUAUCUUGAUCAGGUGGACAAAUAGCCUAACUUGGUAUAAGGAGUUUCCUAUGUUCUUAAAUACCAAUUAAAUUUCUUUCUUUCUUUCUUUCUUUCUUUCUUUCUUUCUUUCUUUCUUUCUUUCUUUCUCAUUGAUGUUCUAAACAGAUAUGCAAGAUGCGUGCUGGCCUCAAAACAGACUUUAUUUACAGUAGUCGCUGCAGUACUAACAUUCAACUUCUGCAGUAUAACAUGAUCUGUGACUAGAAUAAAUAAUAGUGUAAAAACAGGGAACUUGACAAUUAACUUGCCUUAACAGUGUUGGUAAGAUCAGAAUAAAAAAGGGGACACAAUCUCAUCUUUGACAUAACCUUUCUGAAAAGAUGCUGCUGUUCUUCUCCCUGUUGAACAGUAAGGAGUUGAAGACAUACCUUCCAAUGUGAGCUGGUAAAUUGUUUUCUUCCCCCGCUGUGAGAUGAACUUACAUUUGGCUCUACCUCCACUCAUCUAAUGCACAUCUAUGCCACUCUGAAUCCAGCACUGGUCUUUGGUCUCCCCCCCACUUUUCCAAUACUUCUUGCAGCCUACCUGUACACAUUCCAGAAGCAUGACAUUAACCUGGAUGGAUUCAUUGGUGGUUAGGGGUGUAGCCUCAUAAUUGCCAUAGCAGCCAACCAAUAUACAUCUUGCAUCGCAAGUUGUUGCUAGAAAUGGGAUGAGCCAGCUGUUCCUCCCAAACUUGCUUCUCUAGGAAAAGUUAAAUGCCUGACUAAAAAGGAAUGGGUACAGAUUUGCAAAGGGGCUAGCUUCAUCUGCUUACAUCCAAGUAGAUACUGAACUUGAAGAAGCUGUAACUGGUUUUGUUAUCCCAGUUUAAAAGCAGGGAAGAAGCAUGGCGGUGCACAUGCAGCAGUUAGACUUGGUGCAAUAAGAUGAUACCACCUAAUGCUGAACCUAGUUAGGGUGGAAAACGGGGUGGAAAAUCUGUGGUCCUCCAGAUGUUGCUUGGGGCUGGGGCUGAUGGGAGCUGGACACCCAACAACAUCUGGAGGGUGGCAGGUCUCCUGUCCUUGGUGUAAAAAGCUACAACAAUGACAUCUUAACACCUAGGUUCCUUUAAAAAGAAUUAGAAUGCUUUCUAAGCGAAAGGCACCUUUACUCCUUAACAGAUGCCAAGAGUGAGAUAGUUGGAAGACCUCUGGCUGUUGACAUUGUAUGUAUUACAGUGAGAUUGGAAUCAGCUUUCAACUGUAAGAUCAGCAAGUUUUACUCUUUGUCUGGUUCAGAGUAGUCUCUUUACUGGAAAGUGACUUUGUAGAGAGAAUAUCCAGUUGCCAGUGUGCCAAAAAGGAAGGACACAUCCAGCAUUCUGAGAGGAAGCUUAAAAAACUGAUAGAAGAGAUUCUAGACUGACAUGUAAAGAGGAGAAGAAGGGGAAAGCCAGGCAAACAAUGAGAAAAUGACACCUUCUUUUGCCAUCAAACAUAAUCACUACAGAUUUUGAAAUGUGGCAAUAAUUCCAGUGGGUACAUUAGUUGAUGUAGAUAGAUCUGUUUGGUGGUCUGCAAAUGCACAGUGAUAAAAGAACUGAAUUUUCUCUGCUGAACAGGAAAGUGUGGAAUAACACUUGCUUGACUUAAUGUUGUCUAAUCUCACAAAGAAAUCAGAAUAAAUGCAUGUUAAAUACCCUAUGACUAUGUUGUCUAAUCUCUUCAUAAGCAAAUCAGGCUGAAUGUUCAUUAAACAAGUCAUCUGGAAGUGACCAAAUUUUUCUCAAAUUAAGUUCUAUUUCAAUUGAUUAGGUAUACUCCCAAGUUAGAUGCAUUUAGGAUCAAAAAUAAAAGCCCAGGGCCACCUAUGCUUUGUCCGCUUCACCAUGAUUAAUUUGUUGCCCUGCAUUCUAUUCAUAGCAUCACUGCUUGUCCUGUCCUAACAGCUUUUAGAACCAGUUUAUAAAUUUAACAAAAGGAAACACUGUGAGUAUGGUGAGACAGCAGACUGCAACUGUUCUCACCCAGCCCCUUAAUUGCGAGGUUUGUAAGAUAAUCCAGAUGUAACUCCAGUGCACACCUUCUUGAGCAAAACAUCUCCUUGUACUUUUAAUCUCCCUGUGAACUUUCACAGUCUCUCGUGCACGGGAAAGCUGAUCAAAUGUGGUUGGGUUUUGUAAAUAAAAUGGGUGAAUGCGGCCAGCUCUGAAUGAAGGCUGUUUUACAUUUUAUGGUCCUCAGUCUGCAGGAGACUUACGAAGCUAAGCGGAUUGAAUUCCUUAACGGAUUACGGCAAAAAGAAGAAGAGAUGAGGCAAAGGUUUGUUCGGAGGGUCAAAGAGAAAGAAGUACAGUUGAAAGAAGCUGAGCGAGAAGUAAGCCCAUCUCUCUUAUAGUUCUUGAUCUGGUUGUAGUGGUAGCUUGAAGACAUUACGUGGAGCAGCAGAAUAAGAUGGCUAGAGUCUAGCAAAGAAUGCACUGGAGAGAAUGAUUCUUUAGAUCCUGAUCAUGGCUGGAAUUCCAUCACGAGUCAGGACCAGGGAGACUUGCAACUAAAUAUUCAGCUGUGUCCCAAAUAUGUCUCCUCCCCUGGUUUGUUUGUGCGUGUCCACAUGCGCAUGGUACCUCCCUCUUCAUCCCUUCCCAGUGUCUCACAAUGAGUGGCAGAGCCCUUCCUCCUCUUCCUUGUUCACACAGCUGGAGCUGAUUGGCUAGGCACGUUCAGUAUUAAGGAGAAGGUUAUCAGAUUCUGAUUUGGUUGUUGAAGUGAUUUAUUGUGGUUAGGAUGGUCUCUACAGCAGUGUUGCUGUGCUGGGUCAAGCCAUUUCUUUUUCUGCUCCCAUUUGCUACGGUUGAAAAUGGGAAUGUCCCACAUUGCAUAAUACAAAUGAGAUAACUGCCAUACUUAGAAAGACGAUGGCCAGAGCUGAGAGUUGAGAGAUGUGUGUGAAGUGGAAGCCAGAGGCAGGUGGAAGCCAGAGAGAUAGAGCCAUGCAUGCUUUCUGCUGGAAUCCAAGGCUGUGGCUAUGGAAGGAGCAAAACCCUUUUGGGGUACUAAUGCUGUGAGCUCCUCAGGUUAUAUUUAUGUGUAAAUAAACCAUAUAUCAUAAAUACAUCACAGUCUUGGCUGUCCCUCAUUCUGAGGAAACAGAGCCUUGGAACGCCUAGAACAGCCUUUCUCAACCUGUGGGUCCCCAGAUGUUGUUGAACUACAACUCCCAUAACCCCUAGCUAGCAAGGCCAGAGCUCAGGGAUGAUGGGAGUUGUAGUCCAACAACAUCUGGGGACCCACAGGUUGAGAGCCGCUGGCCUAGAACAUGGGUAGGCAAACUAAGGCCCAGGGGCUGGAUCCGGCCCAAUCACCUUCUAAAUCCGGCCCAUGGAUGGUCCAGGAAUCAGCGUGUUUUUACAUGAGUAGAAUGUGUGCUUUUAUUUAAAAUGCAUUUCUGGGUUAUUUGUGGAGCAUAGGAAUUCGUUCAUUCCCCCCCCCCCAAAUAUGCUCAGGCCCCCCACAAGGUCUGAGGGACCGUGGGCUGGCCCCCUGCUGAAAAAUUUUGCUGACUCCUGGCCUAGAAUAUCACACUGACAGGGGUGGUGACUUAACCCCACAUUGAGGGGGCUCGGUGUCACGUGACCCGUCCUGCCUCUACCUGGCAUGCCAGUGCUCGCCUCUUGGCGGUGGCCAGUGAGGAGGGUGAAAAUCACCCUCCGCACCUCUCUCCACCCUGGUGGGCCAGCGCUUGCCCAAUGGCAGCAGGGAAUGCAGAGAGCGAAAACCACCCUCCGUGCCUUCUACCCCCACCCAGUAGGCCAGUGCUUGCCCGUCUGCAUGGAGAAUGCUAAGGGUGAAAAUCAUUCUCUACGCUGGCCUAGCUGGGUACAAGAAUCAUUGCGCAGUGCUGCCCAGCUGAGGAGAGAAGCAGCAGUGCUGCCGCAACCCUUCUGCUUCUCUCCGCCUCCCAGGUCAGACCUGACCCAGGGAGAGGCGGAGUUAGCAGCACACAGGCUGUGCACCCAGAGGCGGGGCUAGCCACCCAUGGGGGCAGGGCAAGCGUCCCAGGGGGGCACCGCGAGUGGCCCCUCAGGGAUGACACCCGGGGCGGACAGCACUCACUGCACCCCCUUCCUCUGCCAGUGGACCCAGAAGCAGAGUUACAGCUUGGCGCAAAGGAGCUGUACAGCCCUGUACAGGAGAGGGGGGGAUGAGAGGGGAUGGUGGGGGAAGAAUAUUGGGGAGGGGACUCAGCCCCCUGCCCAGAAAUAUUGAGGGAGCUGAAUCUCCGUCCACCCCUAUCGUUGGUGCCCCUGCGCACUGCUCAGACAUUGGGGUGGUGUGCAGCGAUAUUAGAUGGUGAAAUAGGCAUCUUAUCUGCGGGGGACUCCAUUUUCCUGUCCAGCUGAUCAGCACACAGGGAUCAUCAAGUUCAUGUGGCAGCUUGCUGUUGAUUUAGAUCAGAGUUCCAGGAAACAAUAGAAACAGCCUUUCAUAAUUGCAUAAUGAUGGGGGUGCCAACUUGAAUAAAAUAUUCAAGUAUCCCAGGUAAACCCUGCCCUGCAUAAUAGAUCCUAGGACACACACACUAUUUGAAUGGCAGUGUGUGUGUGUGUGUGUGUCAGCUCUCUCAAAUAUUUUAGGGUGGAGAGGGGGUCGAAGGGACUUAGGCCCCUAGGAGUUGGCUCCUAUGCUUAAUGACAUCACAAGUUGAUCUAACAUAAUUUACUGAAAUCAGUCUCCUUUGAUUUAAAAGUAAAUUGUUGACCAGAAGCUUACAGUAUAACUCAUAGUAUCAUAUGCAUAUUGAAAGAUGGGCUGAUCAAGGCAGUAGGCCAUGUUGUUCAAUUGGGAAAUGUUUGAUCUGUUCUUCAUUUAGCAAGAAUUGGGAAGUUAACUGCGAUGCUCUGAAAGAAUGAUACCCCCCCCUUGAAAAACUUUUAUGAAUAAAACUGAUGUCCACAUUUGUCAUUAAAAAUAAUUCAGUUCCAAGUUACUCUAAGAAAAGGUUUUAGCACACUUGUGUCAAUAAGUGAACUACAAAAAUAGUUAAGUGAAAACUCUGACACUUGUUAAGGAAAUCAGUCUCUGUAUUUGACCUUGUUAUUACUGAAGAUGGUAUGUUAAGUGCUAGGCUACCACCUUGUGGCAGAAGUGAUAUUUUUGUGUUUGACUUUAGCUACAGCUGGAGUUCGAACAUUUAAAACGGCUUGAUGAAGAAGAGAGAAUGAAAUUGGAGGAGAAAAGAAGACUCCUGGAAGAAGAAAUUAUUGCAUUCAAUGACAGAAAAGCUGCCGCAGAAAUAAUCCAAGGGAGGCCACUGCCCCCUACGCCCACUGUUGGUUAUAAAAAAGAUAAGGAUCGGAAAAAGUAAGUAAUCAAUUCCAUAAAAUCUUAGGAUUUGGAUUUUAGGACAGGGUACACUGUCCGGUUCAGAUAAAUAUUUUAAGCAGUAUAAAUUAAUCGGGUACCAAAUAUGGAAAAAAACCCGUUUUGUAUUAACUUGUUCAAAACUGUCUUACUGAUACUAUCAGACACUUUUACGAGAACUCUUCUUUUUAAUAUUUGUCCUAAGGGAUCAAGGUUUUCGGCUUGAGCUCCUGUGCUUUGAUGUCAGAGAUCAGGAAUUUGUGAAUAUACAGGAGGAGAGAGAGAAAGAGAGAUUAGAAAGGGAACGAGCCCACAGGGAGCACCAUGAAUAG